UGUCGCCUGUCUCUGAGAACCGACUGCGACAUCUCAGCCAUGGCCUUGGAGGGUGGUAAGACCGUAGUGCUGGCUGCACUGGGCCGGCCCUUCAGUCUGGGGAUGCUCUACGACUGUCGCAACGACACACUGAUCCCCGCUCUGACACUUUGGGACCGGGAAGCCUUAGAGAAAGAAGCAAAGGAAAGACCCCAACUCAACAGUGUCUUUGAGAUAGUUGCAUCUGACUCCAUCGAAGACAAAUCUUCUACAUUGAAUGUUGAGGCUUCACUGAAAGCCAGUUUUCUGUUUGGACUGAUUCAGAUCGGAGGCUCUGCUAAAUAUCUCUCCGAUUCUAAGGUUUCCAGAAAUCAGGCUAGAGUGACAAUAAAAUACAAAACCACCACCAAGUUCCAACAGCUGUCCAUGAAUCACAUUGGCAGAGGUAAUGUGAAGCAUCCACAUGUUUUUGAGUCAGGACAAGCAACACACGUAGUGACAGGAAUCCUUUAUGGGGCACAAGCCUUCUUUGUGUUUGACCUUGAUGUGUCAGAAAAUGAAGAUAGGCAAGACAUCGAGGGCAAUCUAAAGUGGCUGAUCAAGAAAAUAUCCACCUUGAAGAAAGAAGGUCAAGGUUAUCGGAACAUGGCAGAAAAGUUCUCCUGCAAGUACCAUGGGGAUUUUAUCCUCGAGAAACACCCUGCGUCUUUUAGUGAGGCAAUAGAAGUCUAUGAAAACCUACCUAAGAUGUUGGGAACCAACGGAGAGAACGCCGUGCCUCAGAAGGUCUGGUUAAUGCCACUGAAGACUCUUGAUUCUGCUGCUGCUGAACUGGUUAGACAGAUAAGCGAUAGAUUAGUCACGGAGGCUCAGAAUGUCCUGGAGGACCUCAGCGAGCUGGAAAGGAGAUGCAACGAUGCAAAGCGAUCCACAACAGCCCAGCAAUUCCCACAGAUAAACAAAAAGUUAAAGGCUUUCAAAGAGCUGGUUUCUCAAUACAAACUGGAUUUCCAGAAUAUUGUGGCAAGGAAACUCCCAUUGAUCAGAGGAGGGGGAGAGGAGGAAAGUGUUCUCGCAAAGAUCCUGAAAAAAUGUCAUUCCUCUCCCUUCAAAAGUGGUGAAAUGAAUGAGUGGAUGGAAUGCAAAGACACAGAAAUCAAAAUCAUCAGCUCUCUGAUUGACAAAAUGCCCAACAUGACGAUCGUCACUAGUCGCAGCACUCUGUACCAUGAGAUCCACAGCGGAGAUAUCACACAUGCUGUGUGCUUUGUCUUUACCUCCCUGGAAACCCCAGAGCCUUACCUUUCAGCUCUGUCAAACUACUUGGAUCAAACCCAACCAGACGACGUGCCAUGUGCUUAUAAUGUUGCAAAGGAACCAUGGUUCUCCUCAAAUAUAACAUGUGAGAAAAUAAAGAUCUUCAAAGAUUUUGCAGAGGCCAACAAGGAGAACAAAAGCAUCAGGUUUCUAGCAACUGCAAUAAGUGAUGAUGAAAAGAAAGGUGCAACUCUCCACCUCUACAAGGAUGGCUCCUUAGUCAACGACAACUUUGAACCACCUUCGAAGCCAGAGAUGAUCCCAGGUGACAUAACCCAUAACAGUGUAACACUGAAUAUUUCCCCACCACGAUUUGGGUUGACAACUGUCACCCACUACAAUGUUGAGUUCUGUGUCCAUGGAGACGAUGUUUGGCAUCAACAAAUGGAGAGCCAGGCUGGAGAGGUCAAAGUGUCCGGCUUGAAGAUGAAUGAAGAGUAUCGGUUCAGGUGUAGAGCCAAUUGCACAGUCGGCCACAGUCCAGCCGGUGAAGCUUUAAUUAAAACCUUGCCAUCCAGUAAGGUUUUGAGACAAAUUGUUUGUUCAGACAAAUGUCUCAACACCCCGAAGGAGAAUGAAGCCCAAUCCACUCUCACCACCUGAAUACAUCGACCUGCUGAUAGAGAGAGAGAAGUCACAGGCCAGGCCUGGCUACCAGGACCACAUCAAGGAACUACAGCACAUGCGGGAGAAGGCGGUCACCAUGGGGCUGGUGGCCCGCGGAGAUAAACUGCUCUAGAUGUGGGGGCAGGGUAGUCCAGCGGUUAAUACCUACCGGAAAGGGAAUGGGUCCAUUUAAUCACACUUAACCCUUAAUAUAUUGAAGCUGAUCUCUGAUUUAAUGACAUACAUAGAAAUUAAUCAUCUUUUGUUUUUAUAAGUUCUUAACUGGGUAUUGGCUGAGUAUAUUUCAUAAAAACACGAUACGUGAAUUUUCCUUAUUCAAAUAGAGGAGCGUUCUUCUUUGCUUCACUCAUUUGUUUAGCUUAGAUGCUGUGUGCUUAGCCCCCGUCCCCCCCUCUCUCUUUUCUCGUAAGCAACCUGUUCUCUCUCUCUGGUUGAGGUAAUAUUGAGUGAGACUUCUGCGAUUCGCUCAGUCUCGAUAGCGAUGCUUAAAUUAAAAGAUAAGGAGUUUAUAUGCUUUGCCGCACUCCCCACUCCAGCUGAAACACUUGACUAUAUUGACUUACUUCUUUGUCCUAAUUUUUCAGUUUAAUUGUACAAAUUCUUGUGAAUUGAACACAUACACACACACACACACACACAUCAGCACAUUGGA
Messenger RNA from Gadus morhua (Atlantic cod), 2575 nucleotides. RefSeq names its product verrucotoxin subunit beta-like. The transcript has 3 exons. NCBI's taxonomy places the organism in Eukaryota, Metazoa, Chordata, Actinopteri, Gadiformes, Gadidae. The record is from RefSeq and is a predicted model, not a curated record. The coding region runs from base 40 to 1899 and encodes 619 amino acids. Gene Ontology annotation, molecular function: protein binding.